This is a messenger RNA of Pangasianodon hypophthalmus (striped catfish), 1938 nucleotides long. RefSeq names its product eukaryotic translation initiation factor 4A, isoform 2 (gene eif4a2). The record is from RefSeq and is a predicted model, not a curated record. Gene Ontology annotation, molecular function: RNA helicase activity; translation initiation factor activity; ATP binding. Lineage: Eukaryota; Metazoa; Chordata; Actinopteri; Siluriformes; Pangasiidae. Gene Ontology annotation, biological process: cytoplasmic translational initiation. Gene Ontology annotation, cellular component: cytoplasmic stress granule. The coding region runs from base 119 to 1354 and encodes 411 amino acids. The transcript has 11 exons.
UCGUAGUUAUCCCAAGGUGCACGCGGGCUCCGGAAUGAAAUAGUUCCGGUUAAAUAAAACUCGCCUGAGAUUCACGCGCUCUUCCUUUCCGAGUGGAUGCCGAAGUCGCGAGCGGAUCAUGUCUAGCGGUUCUGCUGAUUAUCACAGCUCUAGAGAUCGAGACCAUGGAGGGCCAGAAGGAAUGGAGCCUGAUGGCGUCAUCGAGAGCAACUGGAAUGAGAUCACGGACAACUUUGAUGACAUGAACCUGAAGGAGACGCUCCUUCGAGGAAUCUAUGCGUAUGGUUUUGAGAAGCCGUCAGCUAUUCAGCAGCGAGCGAUUAUUCCUUGCAUUAAAGGAUACGAUGUCAUUGCUCAAGCCCAGUCAGGCACGGGCAAAACAGCCACGUUUGCCAUCUCCAUCCUGCAGCAGUUGGAGAUUGAGCAGAAAGAGACCCAGGCGCUGGUCCUGGCGCCGACCCGUGAGCUUGCUCAGCAGAUUCAGAAGGUCAUCUUGGCCUUGGGCGACUACAUGGGUGCGUCGUGCCACGCCUGUAUCGGAGGCACCAACGUGCGCAACGAGAUGCAGAAGCUUCAAGCGGAAGCGCCGCACAUCGUCGUGGGGACUCCGGGGCGCGUGUUCGACAUGCUGAACAGGAGGUUUCUCUCUCCUAAAUGGAUCAAGAUGUUUGUCCUGGAUGAAGCAGAUGAAAUGCUGAGUCGUGGUUUCAAGGAUCAGAUCUAUGAAAUCUUCCAGAAAUUGAGCACAAACAUUCAGGUGGUGCUCCUUUCGGCCACCAUGCCCGCUGAGGUCUUGGACGUGACCACGAAGUUCAUGCGUGAGCCGGUGCGCAUCCUGGUGAAGAAAGAGGAGCUCACCCUGGAGGGUAUCAAGCAGUUCUACAUCAAUGUAGAAAGAGAGGAAUGGAAAUUGGACACGCUCUGCGAUCUGUACGAGACUCUGACGAUUACCCAGGCCGUCAUUUUCCUGAAUACGAGGAGAAAGGUGGACUGGCUGACCGAGAAAAUGCACGCGAGAGACUUCACCGUGUCUGCUCUGCAUGGAGACAUGGAUCAGAAGGAGCGUGAUAUCAUUAUGAGAGAGUUUAGGUCUGGAUCGAGCCGAGUGCUGAUUACUACAGAUCUGUUGGCUCGUGGUAUCGAUGUGCAACAAGUUUCCCUUGUUAUCAACUACGACCUUCCGACGAACCGAGAGAACUACAUCCAUAGAAUUGGCCGUGGAGGUCGUUUUGGCAGAAAAGGCGUCGCCAUUAACUUCGUUACUGAAGAGGACAAACGGAUCCUUCGAGACAUUGAGACGUUUUACAACACGACCGUGGAGGAGAUGCCGAUGAACGUGGCCGAUCUGAUUUAAACCGCCGGAGAUUUAUUUUUAAUGCAGGGAUAGCUACAGAAUAAUCACUUGCAUUUUUUGCGCUUAUUUUAUUGGAAGAAUAAAAAAAGCCUGUUUCUCCUCAAUGCUGGCUGUGGAUCAGACGUGCGAAUUCGAUACGAUACGUGACGUGACUUUCCUGCGCGGACGGCUGUGGGCGUCGUAUCGGUGUCUCCCGGGUAGCGGCGUUUGCAGAAAAAUGGGUUCUUUAAAUGUGUUCUUUAUCAGGUAUUUUCUCCCUAGUAUGUUCAAAAUAUCCGUGUUAGAUGUUCUUCAUCGUUUAGUAAUUUACUUGUGGACUAAAAGAUACAAGUGCUGCAUCAAGUCUGCCAAUUAUGUUAUGCUAACAUACGUGUGCAGUUUAACUUGGUUCACUCACUCCUUCCCUGUCAGUAAACGCAAAGGCACUUUUUUUUUUUGGAUUGUAUUAAUUUAAUUGUAUAUUGUUUUAUCAAGUACUUCUUUGUGUGAAGUCCUCUUCAAAAGUGGGUCUUAACAUUUAAAGGAUUUAAAUGUUUCAUGUAGUGUUUGGCUCAUUUGACAAUAAAGAGGAUGGUGAUACUCUC